Messenger RNA from Colossoma macropomum (tambaqui), 2019 nucleotides. Its product is annotated as transmembrane protein 178B. The record is from RefSeq and is a predicted model, not a curated record. Lineage: Eukaryota; Metazoa; Chordata; Actinopteri; Characiformes; Serrasalmidae. Bases 1 to 906 code for a protein of 301 amino acids. The transcript is spliced from 4 exons. Gene Ontology annotation, cellular component: membrane.
AUGGCCGCCAUGAAGAUGCUCACAGGCGCGGGGCUCUUCCUGGCGUUCUGCGCGCUCUGCUUGCUGGCCAUGGCCAUCUGCACCGACUACUGGUACGAGACGGACGCCCGGCGCCACCGGGAGCGCUGCAAGAACUACGCGAGCAAGCGCAACGACCCGGGCUUCAUCUACAUCUCCAGUCACAACCUGCCUCUCCGGAUGCCUCCGGACGGCGUCGGGACGCAGGACGCAGGGCCAGGCGCCCGAGCGCUGCUGCUGCCUCGAGAAAAGCGGCACCUCACGGCCGCAGCGUCGUCCAUGGAAUCUCACUGCAGCCGCCAGUUCAAUUCAACCGUCUCCGGACUGUGGAGGAAGUGCCACCGCGAGGGCUUCGACCUGGAGACGGAUGAUCUCAUAUACAAAGGUGAGGUGUUUAGAUGUACUCCAGUGAAGUACCACUACACUUCAUCCAUCCUGCCCCGAAACCUGCCUGUCAACAUCACUAAGACCAUCCGGCAGGACGAGUGGCAUGCCCUUCAUCUGCGGAGGAUGACCGCAGGCUUUGUUGGCAUGGCCGUCUCCAUCAUCCUCUUCGGAUGGAUCAUCGGGGUACUGGGCUGCUGCCAACAACAUGAUCUCAUGCAGUAUGUAGCUGGACUGCUCUUCCUUAUGGGAGGAACCUGCUGUAUAAUCUCUCUGUGUACGUGCGUGGCGGGCAUAAACUUUGAGCUGUCACGGUACCCUCGCUACCUUUACGGCCUGCCUGAAGACAUCAGCCACGGCUACGGCUGGUCAAUGUUCUGCGCCUGGGGUGGCCUGGGCCUCACCCUGUUGGCCGGCUUCCUGUGCACAUUAGCGCCCUCUCUAAGCAGCACCUCAGCCCGCACUACUGUCCACAAGCCGCGGCACGAGAAUGGGACCGUGUGAAUGAGAGGUGACUGCCGGACCCACCUUCCUCCAACAUCUUCACAAUGUCUGUGGAACCGUCCACAGCUGGACUUUUGAUAUCACCAUUCUGUUCUGCAUUCACACCACUCGUCAUUGUUGAGAUAAGAGGUGUGUUUUUAAGGCCCUUUGUUGCAGUUGGCCAGAUAAAACAAUAUUCAGCUCCAUUUGAAUGAUGGUCAGGACAACCAAGCGCCAUUCCUCCACUCCACUGAAGAAGACCAAACAUGUAGCCAGCCCAGUUUCAGCAUAGAAAAUGUAGACACAUUUAGACACAGACACAUACACCAUGCAGACUAAACAUUGUCUACCAUCUCGUUCGUCACACUUUGGGGCUGCACUGAGCUCUUCACAGCAGUGUUUUUGCUCUUGUCUUGCUCACUCACUCAAGAACUGGCCUGGAGGCGACUGUUUCUUUCUCUUUCAUCUUAAAAUGGUGCUCUCUUUUCACAAUAUCACAUCUGCACACAGACACAAUCUCUCUUUGAAAUCUGACACUGAGGAACAAACAAGCAGGGGCAAACUCCCAGCCAGAAGCCAUGUAUUCUUUCCUCUCAGUGGUUUGUACUGCCUUUUUUGCAUCUGGUAGACAUUUAGGGCCCUGACACACCAAGACAACUGUCGGCCAUCAGUAAGUGUCAUGGUGAAGUGUCGCCCAUAGUUUGUGUGAUGUGUCCCACAGUGUUGGUUCUAGUCAGCUCUUGUCAGCACUGUUUUGGCCGAUUGAGCAUGUUAGUGAUCGGCUGUGAGUGAGCAGCACGCAAGGAGAGAAAUGAAACAAAACAAAACAAGCAAACGGCGUCUCAAGACAGCACACAUAGAGAACAGCCUAAAUUUUGAACAUCCAUGCAAUAGUGUAUCACUGUUUUUGCUAUUUGAAUAUCCGAAAUUGUAAACAAAUAGUAUUUGAAUGUCGUAUUCCUGACAAGAAAAAAGUAAUAUUGUUAAGAUUAAACCAUAACACAUGAAAGCUAAAAACAAAAGCUCUGAUCACAUGCUUAGAUAAAAUAAAACAUAGAAUCACUCAUUUCAUGAACUUUUUAAUUUUUUCAUCAUAGAAUCACACACAUGUACAAGCAGUACCUUUUAGGCAAC